AAAAACUUUUUUUGCCGGCAUUCCUUUCGAUAGUAGAUAAAAUACUUUGUAUUACAUAGUUUAUCUCUAAUAAGAAUCUAGUUGGAAUACAUUGUGAUUUGAAAAUAUAUCGAAAAUGGCGGCAGUAGUUCCUAGAGUGAAAUUCCAUAAUGGAAUUGAAUGUCCGAUUCUCGGAAUAGGAACAUGGAAGUCAAAGCCAGGUGAAGUAACCCAAGCUGUAAAGGAUGCUAUAGACAUUGGAUAUCGUCACAUAGACUGCGCGUUCGUGUAUGGCAAUGAGAAGGAAGUGGGGGAGGCUAUUACUGCUAAAAUAAAGGAGGGAGUUGUUAAACGGGAGGAUUUGUUUAUUACCUCCAAGUUGUGGAACACUUUCCACCGCCCGGAUUUGGUGAGGGGUGCGUUGCAAAAGACAUUGGAGUAUUUAAAUGUGGACUAUUUGGAUCUAUAUUUAAUACAUUGGCCGCAGGCUUAUAAGGAAGAUGGAGAUUUAUUCCCUAUGGAUGAGUCAAAUAAGAUCCAAUUCUCCGAUGUGGAUUAUUUGGAUACAUGGAAGGCUCUAGAACCAUUACAGAAAGAGGGUUUAGUGAAAAGUCUUGGAGUUUCAAACUUUAAUUCUAAACAAUUAACCCGUUUGCUGCAAAUUGCUACUGUGAAACCCGUUACUAACCAGGUGGAAUGUCAUCCGUAUUUAAACCAAAGUCGUUUAAAAUCAUUCUGUGAGGAACAUAAUAUAUUGAUAACUGCUUACUCCCCGCUGGGGUCUCCGGACAGACCCUGGGCUAAGCCCGGAGACCCUCAACUCUUGGAGGAUGAGAAGUUGAAGGUGAUCGCUGAUAGACUGGGGAAGACUGUGGCUCAAGUCUUAAUUAGAUAUCAAAUAGACCGCGGCAACAUUGUGAUACCUAAGUCGGUGACAAAAUCUAGAAUUGCGAGCAACUUCCAGGUGUUUGACUUCAAAUUGUCUAACGAAGAUCUGGAACUAAUCAAUAGUUUCGAUUGUAACGGACGUCUGGUGCCAAUGACGGCUUCUCUCGGCCACAAAUACCAUCCUUUCGAGAACGAUGAUUAUUAAACGAAAAUACAAUGUAAUUGUUGAAUACUAAAAGGCAUUUAUUGUUAAGUAUGAAUAAAGGAAUUUAUAUUUGAA
Papilio polytes (common Mormon) is the source of this 1147-nucleotide messenger RNA. Its product is annotated as aldose reductase-like. Gene Ontology annotation, molecular function: aldose reductase (NADPH) activity. Gene Ontology annotation, cellular component: cytosol. The record is from RefSeq and is a predicted model, not a curated record. The transcript has 7 exons. The coding region runs from base 116 to 1072 and encodes 318 amino acids. Lineage: Eukaryota; Metazoa; Arthropoda; Insecta; Lepidoptera; Papilionidae.